Messenger RNA from Aethina tumida (small hive beetle), 2048 nucleotides. RefSeq names its product zinc finger protein 93. Bases 175 to 1830 code for a protein of 551 amino acids. Gene Ontology annotation, cellular component: nucleus. Lineage: Eukaryota; Metazoa; Arthropoda; Insecta; Coleoptera; Nitidulidae. Gene Ontology annotation, biological process: regulation of transcription by RNA polymerase II. The transcript has 3 exons. Gene Ontology annotation, molecular function: DNA-binding transcription factor activity, RNA polymerase II-specific; zinc ion binding; RNA polymerase II transcription regulatory region sequence-specific DNA binding. The record is from RefSeq and is a predicted model, not a curated record.
AUUUUCCUAAAUUAUAUACCUCACCGAAGCUAUAGCUUGUAAAGCUUAGAAAUCCAACGAUUUAGUGUGUUAACUUAAUGUACAGUAAAAGGAGUUGCAUACUUGUAGGCGCAAGAUGCGCACAACUGCCAACUCCCGUGCGAGGUUAUGUUUAUAUGUUUGUAAACUCGGAUAAUGGAGUUUGACAAAACAUGCUGCGUUUGUUUGUUGGUUCGAGAAGACUUGUCCAACAUAUACGAAAAUGACGGCCACACCACCACCUACUACGAUAAACUCAGAAGUUUCAUACCUGACCUGGGCUGGUCCAAAAAGUUCAACAUAUGCAUUGACUGCAUAAGAGACUUGAACGUGUCCUACGACUUUGUUAAAAAAUGUACCGAGUCUGAGCUGACGAGGAAAGACAACUUACCACUGAGCGAAACAUUUGAUGUUGACACACCUAAAAUCCAAUCAGGUGAGGACCCUAAGCCGGAGCCCGAUAGCUUAACUUGUGAGGAGUGUGGCAAAAAGUUUAAGCUACAAAAAUGGCUAAAGUCGCACGUAACAAAAAUGCACAAAAAACAAAAACUCCCCGAACAACCACUGGAACAAACAAAGUCGGAGCCCGAAAAGCUGGAACCACCUGACGAUCUGACUGACGUAUUUAAAGACCUAGACUUCGACACUGCCGACAAUGACGACUCCGACUUCGAAGCCGAGCCGGAGCCAGUCAAAAAGGAACGUAAACCCCGAGCCAAGGUGGAGAAGCAGAAAAAAGUGCGCACCAAAGUAAAACUGCCGGUCAAAUGCGAGUACUGCGGCAAAGACUUCAACCGCAAGCAACACCUGUUGGCCCACAUCAGGUGCAUCCACACCUUCGAGAAGCCCUACGAAUGCGACCAGUGCGACGCCAAGUUCUCCCUGUCGCACAGCCUGUUGGUGCACAAACGGCGUCACAACGACGACAGACGUUACGUGUGUACGUACUGCGGGAAAAAGUUUUUGUGCUCCACCGACUUGCUGCACCACAACAAAAUCCACCUGAACAAGCGUGAGUACAAGUGCGAGCCCUGCAAUAAAAGUUUCAACACUAUAUCGGUGCUGCAAAUCCACAAAAAGUGCGUACACACGGACCCCGAGUUUUGGAAGCACAUCUGCAGCUACUGCGACCGACGUUUCCCCAUUAAAAGCAGCCUGACUGCUCACCUCCGUAGGCACACUGGGGAGAAGAACUUUUCGUGCAACAUCUGCGGCAAGAGCUUUUACGACAAGAAAAUGGUGGAGAACCACUACAGGAGCCACACCGAUGAACGGCUGUUCAAGUGCCACUUGUGCGAAAAAGACUACAAGGACCGAGGUGGGUUAAACUUGCACCUGAAGAAGGUGCACGACGUUGGGAACGCCACAAUACCGCCUCCGCCGCCCAAGAAGUUCGGCUGCUACAUGUGCCCCAAGGCGUUCUCCAGUAGAGGGAAACUGCAGAAGCACAUAUGCACCCACACGGGGGAGAAAAUGUUCGACUGUCACCUGUGCGAUAAGAAGUUCAACGACAGCUGGUACAAAAAGGUCCACAUGCAGCGCAAGCACAACCUCACCCCUGCCGAAUUGGAGCGCAAGAACGACGCGCCCUCAGUUUAUCCCGUGAUAGUCAACGUCUUUUCCUCGCCGCCCCAAAACCAGAUGCAGAAUCAGCACCUACAACCCGUGCAAGGGCAGGUUUUGACCCAAGCCCCCGUUUUAAGUCCCCUGCAGAACGUGGCCAUGCCCGGCAAUCACGGAAUGGUCCAGGGGAAUCCCUCACCUUACAACACAAAUGUUGAUUCGUUUGUCAAACAGGAACUUUCCAUGUGAACUUUAGUUCAAUACUCGUUGUGCAUUUUAUGAUUAGGUUCAGUCCGAAUAAUUGUAGCUUUGCUUUAAAUAUUGUAUAAACACACCAAUACUGUACAUACGUUUCUAUUAUGAUUAAGGAUUAAUUAACUGUGUACAUACGAUUUUAAUCUAUAAUUUAGAGACUAAUUUUACACGAUUUUAAUUGACAUGCAGAUGAAUAAAUAUUUUUUACAUAA